GGAGGAAACACCGUUCCGGUCAACACGACAGAGAGAUGAUAGGAAAAAGAAAGAGAACAGGCAGAGCAGCACAGACACUGAAACAGGAAACAGCGGCCGAGCAGCGCAUUAGCAACCACGCGGCAUGUAUAUAUAGGACCCCCGAGGGCGCGCGCCUCGGCAGCCGCUCGAGCCGAUCAGCGAGCGGGCCUCUGGGAGAGGUAGGGAGCCAUGGGGAGGUCGCCGUGCUGCGAGAAGGGGCACACCAACAAGGGCGCGUGGACCAAGGAGGAGGACGAGCGGCUGGUGGCGUACAUCCGGUCGCACGGGGAAGGGUGCUGGCGGUCGCUGCCCAGCGCGGCGGGUCUGCUGCGCUGCGGCAAGAGCUGCAGGCUGCGGUGGAUGAACUACCUCCGGCCGGACCUCAAGCGCGGGAACUUCACCGACGACGAGGACGAGCUCAUCAUCCGCCUGCACGCCCUCCUCGGCAACAAGUGGUCUCUGAUCGCCGGGCAGCUGCCGGGCCGGACGGACAACGAGAUCAAGAACUACUGGAACACGCACAUCAAACGCAAGCUCCUGGCCCGCGGCAUCGACCCGCACGCGCACCACCGCCCGCAGGCGCUGCACCACGUGGCAGCAGCAGCCCUCGUCCCGGCCCCCGCCGCGAAGCCGAAGCCGAAGCCGGCGGAGUCGUCCGACGACGGCGGGCGCAGCAGCUGCAGCUGCAGCGGCAGCGGCAGCAGCGCGGGGGAGCCGCGGUGCCCCGACCUCAACCUCGACCUGUCCGUUGGUCCGCCGGACGCGCCCACCUCGCCGCCGCCGCCGUGCCUGUGCCACCGCGCCUGGGAAGCGUGCGGCUGCCAGGCAGGCUGACGGCUGAGGCAGCAAGAGUUCAGAUUUUUUUUUUGUUAGGCAGUUGAAACAAGGCUAGUGUGAACCGAGAGGAGAUCAGUAGCUAGGACACUGUCUCAGAGAAAGAAAGAAAAAAAAAAACCAAAAGGAUUCUUGAAUA
Messenger RNA from Zea mays, 994 nucleotides. RefSeq lists its product as uncharacterized. Lineage: Eukaryota; Viridiplantae; Streptophyta; Magnoliopsida; Poales; Poaceae. The coding region runs from base 211 to 855 and encodes 214 amino acids. The record is from RefSeq and is a predicted model, not a curated record. The transcript has 2 exons.